AUGAGCGAGCCGACGACGCCCUCCUCGCCGCGGCCCAAGACCAGGCGCAACAUUUCCUUUGCCAACAUCAACUGGGAUCCGCGCCGCCCGUCCGCCUCGCACCAGCGCCCGGCCAGCGCGCACCCUACCGCCGACAACGGCCGCAACCGCCCCUCGGCCCUGCGCAGCAUCUCCUUUGCGCACCCAAGUCAGCCCAAGAAGCAGCACUCGGCCGUCACCCACGCGCACAACCGACCGGGUGCGCCCCCGCGCGCGCUGUCCUUUUGCGACACGCGCUUCACGCCCUCGGGCCCCAACCUGGCGCUCCGCCAGGGCAGCGUCUCCGGCCCGUUUGCGUUCCUCAACCCGACGACGGCCAUCUUUGACAUUCACAGCGCCGAAGGCCUGGCCGACGGCGAGGAUGCGGAGCAGGGCAAGCGAGCGCGCGUUCGCUGGAACGCGCGCGAGUUCCGAAAGGGCCGCCACGUCUUUGUCCUCCCGCGCGCCGCGCCGCUCGCCCACCGCCUGCGCACCACCUCCCAUCCCAAGCGCGUGCUGCUCGGCAUCUGGCGCAUGUUCACCGUCUUCCCCUACUGGGACGUCUCCUGGCUCAUCGGCGUCUCCUUCACCGUCGGCUGCGCCCUCUUCAUCGCCUGCGGCUUCUUCUACUGGCUGCCCAUCGCCUACCCCGAGACCGAGUUCGCCCACGAGACCGACGUCGCCGGCGGCCUCACCUCCUUCAUCGGCGCCACGCUCUUCCAAAUCGGCGCCUUCCUCCUCAUGCUCGAGAGCUGGAACGACCGCGCAGAGACCAAGUUCGGCGGCGCCAUGGAGGACUUUUUCGCUGAGCGGUUUAGUUUUCGGAGGGGUGCGGUGAGGGGCAGUAUUCGCUUGGAAAAGGAGCACUCACAGGAUGGGGAGACGCCGAGCGCCAGCAGCAACAUGAUGACGAUGACGACGACGACGACGGGGGAUGAGGAGAGCGCGAAUCCGGAAAACGGCGGUGGUGCGGCGGCGCGCACCGAGCAGCAAGCCUACGCCGCGAGCCGCAUCGGCAACACCAACCCCUUUGGCGAGCGCCAGUGGCAGUGGCUCCCCUCGUGGCACGACGUCCGGACGCACUACAUCUACGAGAUUGGCUUCCUCGCGUCGGCGACCAUGUCGCUCGGCGCCACCAUCUUCUACCUCUGCGGCAUCCUCGCCCUGCCCGGCAUCCACCUCAGCGUGCAGGCCAAAUGGGGCGCCUACUACCUGCCCUACCUCGUCGGCGGCAUCCUCUUCGCCCUCGCCUCCGUCUUCUACAUCCUCGAGACGCAGCCCAACUGGUACACGCCCCAGCCCUUCAAGAUUGGCUGGCACAUUGGCUUCUUCAACCUGCUCGGCGGCAUCGGCUGGACCUUUGCCGCCUCGUUUGGCUACUGCGGCGCCCACUGGUGCGACUACCAGAGCGAGCUGGCCCUCAUCUGGGCCUCGAUUGCAUUUACCUUUGGCAGCGCACUGCAGUGGUACGAGUCGUUGGAUAAAUACGUCUUUGUGAUUGAGGAUUGA
Molecule: messenger RNA, 1527 nt
Organism: Akanthomyces muscarius
Lineage: Eukaryota; Fungi; Ascomycota; Sordariomycetes; Hypocreales; Cordycipitaceae
Exons: 2
Coding region: 1-1527 (508 amino acids)
Source: RefSeq, a predicted model, not a curated record